Molecule: messenger RNA, 755 nt
Organism: Canariomyces notabilis
Lineage: Eukaryota; Fungi; Ascomycota; Sordariomycetes; Sordariales; Chaetomiaceae
Exons: 1
Coding region: 112-675 (187 amino acids)
Source: RefSeq, a predicted model, not a curated record
UGCAGAAGUUGUGUUGACAGGGGCGUUACGAACUGCAACCGUUGGAAUCCACCAGUUGCACCUUGUCUUCUCUUCUGGAAAGGAUGGAUCCAGUCAUUCAAUAUUUUCAAAAUGAACGAAAUGGGACGACGAUUCUGUACGGUGCUAUCGCACAACAAUGAGCCCCUACCAUAUUCAGAGCCAGACGGUGGCCGUCAGUAUGCAGUGUUUCAUCUACGAGUAGAUGCACUACCUACCUAUGUAGAUGAAGGAACGGCAGGAAAGGCUCUGUCGCUUGCCACGCGAGGACUGUGGAAUUCUUCUGCAGGUACGGCAUCCACGGAUGCAACUCUAAAAUCAAUGACUGGGCCAGAAACAUCCCCUGCACCUCUUUCCACUUUCUCGAAGCCACAGAUCAACACAACGGCUUCGGGCCGCAAGCCAACAAGCAAAUAUAUCUCCAUUGCCAUGGGGUUUAAUCCCUGUUUGGCCAAUACCUGCCCUGUCAGGGAAAGGGGCCAGAAAUCCGAGCGUACCCUUCCGCAAUUUAUCGUGUCGAUGGUACUUCUCCAGAGCCAAAAAAGCAUCUGCUGGCUCCAGACACGUUGUCGACCCCAUAAAGCACUGCCUCCCCGGGUUCCUUGGAAGCUUUCUGCCGUUUCCCUUCCUGGAGGGAUCCCAAUGGGUUUAAGUUAGAGAGCGCCGCUUCUUGGACCGAACACCCCUUGUGCCAUUACGCUGCUGCGUGUUUGUUACCUUCCAGCUGUGGUACUCUG